Molecule: messenger RNA, 873 nt
Organism: Mercurialis annua (annual mercury)
Lineage: Eukaryota; Viridiplantae; Streptophyta; Magnoliopsida; Malpighiales; Euphorbiaceae
Exons: 3
Coding region: 1-873 (290 amino acids)
Source: RefSeq, a predicted model, not a curated record
AUGGUCAUGCUCUUGGUGUAUGUUGAUAUUAUCAUAACUGGUACUGAUAUUGCACUUAUCAAAGACCUUCAACAUAUGUUACAUAGUACAUUUAAGAUGAAAGAUCUUGGCCAUCUUAAUUAUUUUUUGUGUCUUGAAGUUCAUCCUCAUCAAAAUGGUUUGCUAUUAAAUCAGAACAAAUAUGCACAAGAUCUCAUUGAUUUGGCUGCUUUGAAAGAUGUUACCCCUGAUGAUACACCAAUGGAAGUAAAUGUGAAAUUUCAAAAGGAUGAAGGCAAUCUCUUACCUGAUCCCUUUCUCUACAGGCGGCUUUUCAAAAUUAGCAGAUUCAUGCAAUCACCUCAGCAUCUUCAUCUUGCUACAGUUCGCCGCAUUAUCAUAUAUAUAUUUGGAUCACCAUCCCGUGGCUUGUUCUUUCCUGUAGGAUCUUCUCUUCAUUUGACAGCUUAUAGUGAUGCUGAUUGGGCCGGGUGCCCAGAUACCAAGAAAUCCACAACAGGUUGGUGCAUGUUCAUUGGUAAUGCGUUGAUUUCUUGGAAGUGUAAGAAGCAAGAUUGUGUUUCAAAGUCUUCAACUAAAUUACAUGACCUUCUUUCGGAACUUGGAUUUACUCAAGUUGCUCCUACUCCUCUUCAUGCUGAUAACCCAAGUGCUAUUCAAAUUACUGCCAAUCCAGUACAUCAUGAACGCACAAAAUACAUCGAGAUAGAUUGUCAUUAUAUUUGGGGGGCUUUUGACCGCAAUGUUAUUACUCUUCCUCACAUCAGUACUGCUCUUCAAGUUGCUGACGUCUUCACGAAAGCUACGCCUCACCAACGACACAAGUUCCUUACGAGCAAAUUGAUGCUAUUUGACUUACCCGCAUCAAUUUGA